GUCUCUCUCUCUCUCUCUCUCUUCGCUGCUCUCUCAAAACCAAAAAAAAAAAAAACAUAAGAUCAACCAUAGUGCUUUUUCAGUUCCCUCCCUUUUACAAGCCAAGAACAUGACUCAAGUCACCAUGGAAGAAGUAUGGAAAGAAAUCAACCUUGCUUCGUUUCACAAACAUCGCCACCUAAACAUUGAUCAUGAGCCAGUGUUGAGGAACCAAAACCCUACUAACUCCAUCAUCCAAGAUUUCCUCAGCAAGCCUUUGAAUAAGGAACCACCACCUUCGUCUUCAUCCACUCACCAUGUCUCUCUUCUUCUUCCUCCUGCAACUGUUCCCAGCUUGAACCCUCAGUACUCCAUUGAUACACACUUUGAUGAAUCUGCUAGGUUUGGUUGUUUAGGGAAGAAAAGAAGCCAAGAUUCUGAUGAAAGCAGAGGAGACAGAAGGCAUAAGCGUAUGACCAAGAACAGGGAAUCUGCUGCUCGUUCCAGGGCUAGGAAACAGGAACGUGUCUCUCCUUACCCUUCUUUCCCUUUUCAAAUUCAUGUGAAUCAAAAGAAGAAAAAAAAGAAGAAAAAUGAUAAAUCUAGUGUUGACUAUACAGUUCUGCCGUGUAUUAAAAGUGGUAUGUGUUUUUAUUUUCAUUAAAUUUCAGGCAUAUACUAACGAGCUGGAGCUUGAAAUUGUUCAGUUGAAGAAGGAAAAUGCAAGACUCAAGAAACAAGAACAGAAGAUGCAAUUAAAGAUAGUUGAAGCAACUCAACAUCAAACAAGGAAAACACUUCAACGGUCUUGGACGUCUCCAUUUUGAGGAAAAUCAAAAGUCAUGGUGAAGAGAAGCUGCAAAAGAUCUGUACAUUUUUACCUAAGUUAAACUUGUGGAUGUAGUAAUUUAGGUCAGUUAAGAAAAGUAUCUAGAAAGUAAGAAAAACCCUUUUGACUUAUCUACUGUUUUCUACAUAAUUUCUAGUGCAAAUGGAAGUAAAAUAUGAGGUUCUGUUUUAACUUUUCAGUGUUUAACCCAUUAACUCACUGUAAUACGCAUUCACUAAAGAGAAAACGUCUUGCUGAUGAUGACCGAGAAGAUGUUACUU
Molecule: messenger RNA, 1089 nt
Organism: Eruca vesicaria subsp. sativa (arugula)
Lineage: Eukaryota; Viridiplantae; Streptophyta; Magnoliopsida; Brassicales; Brassicaceae
Source: the annotation of a GenBank genome assembly